GACCCAGAAGGCCACGGGGAAUUCGUUCAAGAGGAGGAGAUGAAUGCAUACAUUCGGGCUACAGACGGCACCGCUACCACCAGCACUACCACCAGCACCACUCCUUCUGCGGGGCGAGCACGGAGCAGCGCCCUCUCCCGCCUGCGCUCGCUCGCCCAGAGGGUUGUGAAGGGCCUGGCUGGAGGCGGGGGUGGGUCGUCUGAGGAUGGCCUGUAUGCUCGCGUGGGGAAGGGGUUUCAGGACGCCUGGACGCCCUAUCCCGUGCGCUUCCUCCUUUCUGCAAGCCUGGUGAGUCUGAUGCGUGGGUGCAUGGGAGUGGCCACUCAGGAGCAGCUCGGCUCCACCAUCAUGGUCUCCCUGCCAAUGAAGAUGCGCCACGUGGCACAUCCAACAUCCGCUGGAGAGGAGCAGGAGGAGGAAGAGGAGGGAGAGGAGGAUGGGGCGGGGGAAGACGAGCAGGGAGAGGAGGGAGAGGAAAGCGAGGGGAGUGAAGGGGGGCGAGGGCAUGGAGGAGGCGUUGGCAUGGGUGGAGAUGCGGUGGAGCACCAGUGAGGCGGUGGAGGGCAGGCGGGCGCUGGUGGUGGAUGGGGACGACGCACGCGCAGAGGCCACAUCCAUAGCCCUCCGGUACUUUGGCAUGCAUGUUACCAUAGUGGGCACUCAGAAGGAAGCUGCUCGGAAGAUUCUGGGGAGGCAGUCGGAAUCCGCGUGGCGGUUUGCUGAGAAGCGGAUGAGUGAGGCGAGGAGGAGGGCGAGGAGGGCCAAGGGGAAGGAGGGGGGGGUGAAAUUAGGGGAAGGGGAGCACUCAGGGGAGGGGGAUAAACCAGAGGAGAGGCCAAAGGAAGGCCGCAAUGCGGCGGAUGAGGAAGGGGAGGGGAAGAGGGAGGAAGAGGGAGGGGAGAGUUGCGAGAUGGGAGAGGAGGGUGCAUGGGAGGAGGAACAGGAGGGUCCAUGGGGCGUGGUGCUGGUGGAAGCUGAUGCGUUUGGCAAGAGUGGGAGUGUGGGGGCUAACUCAAAGUCCGAAAUUAGUGGUGGUGAAGAGGGUGCUCAGGGCGCUCAGGCCAGUCAGGGCGGUCAGAUCAAGCCUGGGCCAGUGAACGGCUCUGAUGCACCCCAGAGCAAGUCAGGGAUCGGUUUCGGCCGUCGGAUCAAGUUUGAUCACCGCAGCCUCGUUCUCUUCCACUCUUCGGCUGUGCGCGCUCCCAACUCCCCUCCCCGCACUCCUUUUCCCUCUUAUGGUGCUUCAACUCAUGCGGCUCCCAACUCCCCUCCCCCCACUCCCUCACACGCCCAUGAAGCGCCACCAGCACCAGCAGCAACACCAGCAGCAGCAACACCAGCACCAGCAGCACCGCCACCAGUGCCGUGCAGCCUUCCUCCCCUCGUGCUGACGGGCCAGGGCUCUAUGAGCGUCAACCACGCAAGGGUGCUCGCAGCAGGGUUUGCCGACACUCUCCCCCAACCAUGGCUCGUGGCUGAUCUUGCGCCGUGCCUUCAUGCUGAGUGCCUUCAUGCUAUUUUCGCUCCCCUCGACCAAUACGACGACCUUUCAGAUUCCUCCACCAAUCACAUCGCGCCAGCCGUCCCCUCCUCCUCCUCCUCCCUCGCCCCCUCCACGCCUCCCCGCCCCAAAUCCCCGCAAUACCGCUCCAAAGCCGCGCUCGCGCUCUCAAAGCCCGAGGACGCCGCCGCUUUGCUAAAAGAGAUGCUUAGCGGGAAGGAAGUUCUAGUGGUGGAUGACAACGCGGUGAACCGCAUGGUGGCAAGGAAAACGCUGCAGGGCUUAGGGGCGAAGGUGGAGCUGGUAGAAAGCGGGGAGAAGGCUCUGGAGAGACUAAACAGUGCAAAUACGUUCUUCAUGCUGCUGAUUGAUCUGCACAUGCCCCCUGGGAUUGACGGCUAUGAGACUGCUCGCCGCAUUCGAGCCAAGUUUCCUGCUGCCACUGCUGCACCCACCACCAGCACCGCCACCUCCUCCUCCUCCUCUGCCUCCAUCCCCAAGCUCGAAUCGCAGCCAUCCUUUUCGGUUGCCGCUGCUGCCGCCGCCACUGCACCCGCCACCGCCAGCACCGCCAGCACCGCCAGCACCGCCACCAUCGGCUGCACCGCUUCCUCGUCUUUCUCCUCUUCUUCCAUCCCCAUGCUCGAAUCAACAGCCAUCCUUUGCCGCUGCUGCCGCUGCCACUGCCACUGCUACUGCACCUGCCACUGGCACUGCCACCACCACCAUCACCAGCAUCCCCAAGCUCGAAUCACAGCCGUCCUUUGCCUUCCACCCAGGCUGUCUAACCCCACUGGACCUGGACGCACCGGGAGAAAUUGAACCAACUCUUGCCACAGCCGCAACAGCAGCAGCAGCAGCAUCAGCAGGCCCUUUCCACAGGCAGGUGAUAUUCGCUCUGACAGCAGACGUGGAUGCGAGUGUGAGGCAUUCGGCCAAGGAGGCGGGUAUGGAUGGCACUCUGUCCAAGCCCAUCGUGCACCCCCGAGCUGCUGAGCGCCCUCAAGGCUGCUGGGGUCACCUUGCACUAGGACUCAUGCACCUAGUCUAAGGUGCCUCACAAGGAGGUGGGUAUGGACGGCAUGGCAUUGUCUCCAAGCCCAUCGUGCACCAGGAGUUGCUCAGGGCUGUUAAAGCGGCUGGCGUGAGCCUGAUGUGAAAGACGCGGUCACCUCAUGGGGCUCACGAGGAGGCAGGCGGCCAAGGAGGGGGAGGGGCUCUGGAUGGCACCGUGGCACUCUCUCCAAGCCCAUCGUGCACCAGGAGCUUCUGAGCGCCCUCAAGGCUGCCGUGGUCACCCUGCUGUGAAGGACACAUUCAGGCAGUCACUUCAAGGGUCUAUGGAUGGCAUGCUCUCAAAACCCAUCGUGCACCAGUAGCUGCUGAGUGUUAUCAAAACUGCUGGCGUAAGCUUGCUGUACAAGGUGUGGGCGCUUACACAUGUCUCAGGAGGAGGCGGGCGUGCAAGGAAUGCAGGUAUGGAUGGAUGGCACGCUGUCCACCAAACCCAUCGUGCACCAGGAGCUGCUGUUUGGCAUCAAAGCUGGCAGUGCCAUCUUGCACAGUAAAUGAAAUCGGUAGUGUAUGUAUGCAAUGAAUGCACUUGACACUUGCUACAAGAAGCUGCUGUGUUGUAUCUAAGCAGCUGAAGGGGAAGAUCAAAUACAUUCUAAGUAAUUAU
Closterium sp. NIES-67 is the source of this 3182-nucleotide messenger RNA. Lineage: Eukaryota; Viridiplantae; Streptophyta; Zygnematophyceae; Desmidiales; Closteriaceae. The record is from the annotation of a GenBank genome assembly.